AUGGCGGGUACACCGACGCGGAGAGCUCCCUAUAAGGACACUCUGCAGCCUGCGCUGCACCGACGCUUCUCCUCCACGGCCGGCCUGUUGUUGGCCGUGUCCUAUCUCGAAUCGAUCCUGCUGAGCAGCUGGGAGUCCUAUUUCUGGUCUUGGUUUCCGCUAGGCCCCGCGGGCUUUCGGGCGCUGCUCCUCUUCUUCUGCGGGCUCACCAUUCUCAUUCUUCGCAUUGCAAGCUAUCACGUGGGCGUCAAGACGACAAGCUCGGGCCUUUACACAUUUGUUUCUUCGCUGCUCAGUGCUCGGACGUACGAGACGGCGCUCUGGUACAGCAUCUCGAGCCUGAUCUACUGCGCCAUCUAUCUUGGAACGAGAGAUGCAGACGCGAACCUUCGUUGGAUCACAUACUAUAGCGGAGAUCGCGCCCGGCUAAACGAGCGACCCGUUUUCUUUGCCUGCUACAUGUUCACGUUCGCGCUGGUUCAGACCGUGGAGCACUACAGGCACGAUGUGGACCGUCUGGAUCUCGGCGCGCUGGAGAGGAAGCCAGCAAAGGAGCAAAAGAGCACGGGCAUCGUGUCUGGAUCCCUCCAAGCCGUCAUGGAAGAGCUUCCCAUGGCUCUGGCUGAAUGCUUCAAGAUUGCUCUCCUGGCCAUACCCGGGGCCAUAGUUCUAUACUUUUUCUUUCUGAGAUCGUUUGCCUGGUCCUGGGCGUUGGCGUUCCUGCGCCCGUUCUACAACAUGCCCAGGACCAACAUGCUUCCGUCGUCGUGGCCUACGGACAUUUAUCUUUUGGCGCGUUGUGUCAUGGCAGGAGCUGGCGUUGGAUUCUUGUGGACAGCGGGCAACAGGGCUUUCUCGAUUUUCAUGGUGAAGAAGCCGCUCAAGAACGGCCAUGCCCUGACGUCUGAGUCAAAAGAUCCCAACGGCAGUCUGUUGAACGGCCUGAAGAGCAAGAAGCUCUCCAUCAAGGCCUUUGCCAUGUGGGAGCUGGCCCUGAUUGCGCAAAAUGAUUCGGCCCGAAGGCAAAGUAUCUUCAACGACAUCGACCGCACGGGCGGACCCAUGUGGUCCCAGAUCUAUUCCAUUUGCAUGGAGACUCUCCAGAGCAUCGAGACCAACGUCGAUGCCUAUGGACAGCCGGCGGCGCACGAGGCUCCUGCGCCAGAACCGUUUGAAGAAAAGCAUCGCUGGUCGGUUCCUCUGAGAGAAGAUCCCAUCUUCACAAGCCGAUCCAGACAGACGCCGCUACAGGCCGGUAUCGAAAAGGCUCUCGAGAGACUGGCACGAAACCCUGGCUCAACUCCCGCUUCAGAGCUCAGCCCCAUUGCUCGCAAGACUUGGCAGAGCGCGAAAGACCGGGUGCUGAGCAGGGAACAGCAAGAGGCAGUCUCUCCCGACCAUCUGAAGGACCAAGCCCAACAGUUUGCCACCAGCCUGCUGUCGAUCGGGUGGGUUGGCGAUCUGAUCCGACAAGACUUUCGCACGCAGUUCGCGGCCGCGGUCCUGGGAGGCCCGUAUGCUGAGCCGACUCUGUACGCCAACGCGGCCAUCGCGCUCUGCCAAUUAGCAGUUAACAGCUUGGCGGAAGAUUCGUAUGGCAACGUUCACCGAGACGUGCCCACCAUCAUCCGGACUCUGACAUCCAUCAUCAAGAAGGUGGAGGCCCUGAAGGCACAGUUUCCUCUGCACUGGACCGACGUCAAGGGGGUAAAGGAGUGUCCCGAGGUGGACGAGCUGCUGGUGACACUCAAGGCGGGACUGGAGCAGGUCGUCUCCAAGUUUGAGCCCUACAGCACCGACCUGAGGCUCACGCGCACCGACCUGCGGAUUGCGAAGGAGGCCUUUGGGAAACCAGAAGUGGAGAAGCCCAGGGUGAGAAUGCUGCUGCCGAACCAGAAAGAAAUCGUCGCUGCCGACACGGGAACAGACGAAGACUGGGGGCUGGCAAGACCAGCACGGAGGGGCUUCCGACUGCCUGAGAUGGAGCAGGUUCGAUAG
Trichoderma citrinoviride is the source of this 1998-nucleotide messenger RNA. RefSeq lists its product as hypothetical. The transcript has 3 exons. The record is from RefSeq and is a predicted model, not a curated record. Gene Ontology annotation, cellular component: nuclear pore transmembrane ring; spindle pole body. The coding region runs from base 1 to 1998 and encodes 665 amino acids. Gene Ontology annotation, biological process: spindle pole body localization; nuclear pore organization. NCBI's taxonomy places the organism in Eukaryota, Fungi, Ascomycota, Sordariomycetes, Hypocreales, Hypocreaceae. Gene Ontology annotation, molecular function: spindle pole body-nuclear membrane anchor activity.